AUGGAUCGAAAACCGAGCGUUGUCCCCUUCCUCUUGAUUGCAUUCACCUUCUUCCUUUCCCUCACUCCAUCCCUCCCGGCCCCACUCCCCAAAUCUCAAACCCUAAUCCUCAAUCGCCUCCCUUCCCCUCCCCAAUCCCUCUCCUGGACCGACGCCAAUGACGAAUCCCAGCCUCUAGCUUCAAUUGCCACCGGAGAUCUACAAUCUCCAGACUCCGCCGCUGCCGCCGCCUCCAUUUUCACCGUGCAGCUCCACCAUAUCGAUGCUCUGUCCUCCAACAGAACUCCACAGGAGCUCUUCCACUCCAGGCUCCUCCGCGAUGCUUCCCGCGUCGACACCAUCCAAUCCGCCGUCACCGCCGCUGCCGGAGGACGCGGCGGAGCUGGAGCUGGAGCUGGAUUCAGCAGCUCGGUAAUUUCCGGACUCGCGCAGGGGAGCGGCGAGUACUUCACGCGCCUCGGCGUCGGGACUCCGCCGAGGAAUGUGUACAUGGUCUUGGAUACAGGAAGCGACGUCGUUUGGCUGCAGUGCGCGCCGUGCAAGAAGUGCUACUCCCAGGCGGAUCCGGUUUUCGACCCGAGGAGAUCCAGCUCCUACUCCCGGAUCCCCUGCGACGCGCCGCUCUGCCGCCGGCUGGACUCUCCGGGCUGCAAUUCGAGGAACCAGACCUGUUUGUAUCAGGUCUCCUACGGAGACGGCUCGUUUACCUACGGCGAUUUCUCCACCGAGACGCUCACGUUCCGCCGGACGCGCGUGCCGCGCGUGGCGGUGGGGUGCGGCCACGACAACGAGGGGCUUUUCGUCGGUGCGGCGGGUUUGAUGGGGCUGGGGAGAGGGAAACUGUCUUUCCCCUCGCAGACGGGCCGGCGGUUCAACCGGAAGUUCUCGUACUGCUUGGUGGACCGCUCGGCUUCUUCGAAGCCGUCGUCGAUGGUGUUCGGGGACCGGGCGGUUUCCCGGACCGCCCGGUUCACCCCGCUGGUCUCGAACCCGAGCCUCGACACGUUUUACUACGUGGAGCUGCUCGGGAUCAGCGUGGGCGGGACGCGUGUCCCCGGGAUCCGGGCCGAGCUUUUCAAGCUCGACCCGGCCGGGAACGGUGGGGUGAUCGUCGAUUCGGGCACCUCGGUCACGAGGCUGACCCGACCUGCUUACGUGUCGCUCCGCGACGCGUUUCGGGUCGGCGCCGCUACGCUGAAGCGGGCGCCGGACUUCUCCCUGUUCGACACGUGCUUCGAUCUUUCGGGGAAGACGGAGGUGAAGGUGCCCACGGUGGUGCUGCACUUCCGAGGCGCCGAUGUGUCGCUGCCGGCGGCGAAUUACCUCGUCCCGGUGGACACCGCCGGCACGUUUUGCUUCGCUUUCGCGGGGACGAUGGGCGGGUUGUCGAUCAUCGGGAAUAUUCAGCAGCAAGGGUUCCGGGUGGUGUUCGAUUUGGCCGGGUCGCGGAUCGGGUUCGCUCCACGUGGGUGUGUGUGA
This is a messenger RNA of Linum tenue, 1479 nucleotides long. The record is from the annotation of a GenBank genome assembly. Lineage: Eukaryota; Viridiplantae; Streptophyta; Magnoliopsida; Malpighiales; Linaceae.